Oryctolagus cuniculus (rabbit) is the source of this 3300-nucleotide messenger RNA. NCBI's taxonomy places the organism in Eukaryota, Metazoa, Chordata, Mammalia, Lagomorpha, Leporidae. The record is from RefSeq and is a predicted model, not a curated record.
GCUGCCCCGAGCCCGGAGGAGGCUGCUGAGCCCCGGGCCAUGGUCCCUUCUCGCAGGACGUGGAACCUGGGAGCCACGCCCUCGCUGCGGGGCCUGUGGAGAGUGGGCCGGGCCGCGGAGCAGGAGCCGGGGAUGGCUCGCCCCGCCCCAGCCGCUGCCAGCCCGGCUGCCCGCCCUUCCCCGCACACCGGCCUGGGGAGGUUGAGAACUGGGCGUGGAAAAGACACGGUCGGCGGCGUUGGCGACGAGGACUCUGGUGGCCGCAGUGCAGCCCGCCCAGCCCUAGCACAGUGCCGAGCGCUCAGCGUGGACUGGGCUGGCCCUGGGAGUCCCCACAGGCUCUACCUGACCUUACAGCAGGCCCUGCAGGACAAGGGGUACGAGAGCAAGAGUCAGGGGACGAAAGAAGAGAAGCUCCUGAAGCGGCCGGCGCCGGCCCCCAGGCGGGAGCGGGAGCGGGAGGCCCCGGAAGCCGGUGGCACCGUGAAUGUAGAGAAACCAGGUGGGCGGCUCUUUGGCAGCGGGAGGUGCUCGAGCCUGUCGGGGUCGCCAGGGGCGGCCCCUGUUGUGCACAGGAUGGUGGAAGCCAUGUCCCAGCUGCAGGAGGAGAAGGCCCAGCUGCAGGAGGAGCUGGUGGUCCUGCGGGAGAGGCUGGCCCUCCACGACAGCGACCAGCAAGUCGCAGCCGCCCAGCUGCAGAACCAGGUGGAAAACCUGAAGGAGAAGCUCAUCAGCCAGGCCCAGGAAGUGAGCCGACUUCGAUCAGAGCUGGGAGGCACCGACUUGGAGAAGCUGCGGGACCGGCUGACGGUGGAGAAUGAGCGGCUGAGGCAGGAGCUGCGGCGCUGUGAGGCCGAGCUGCAGGGGCUGCGGGCACAGCCGGCCGUGGCGGCGGCGGCAGCGCCCUGCCCGGGCUGCGAACACAGCCAGGAGAGCGCCCAGCUCCGGGACAAGCUGUCCCAGCUGCAGCUGGAAGUGGCGGAGAACAAAGGCGUGCUGUCCGAGCUGAACCUGGAGGUGCAGCAGAAGACGGACCGGCUGGCCGAGGUGGAGCUGCGCCUCAAGGACUGCCUGGCCGAGAAGGCGCAGGAGGAGGAGCGGCUCAGCCGGCGCCUGCGCGACAGCCACGAGACCAUCGCCAGCCUGCGGGCCCAGUCCCCGCCUGUCAAGUAUGUCAUCAAGACGGUGGAGGUGGAGUCGCCCAAGACCAGGCAGGCGCUCAGCGAGUCCCAGGCCCGGAACCAGCACCUGCAGGAGCAGGUGGCCAUGCAGCGGCAGGUGCUGAAGGAGAUGGAGCAGCAGCUGCAGAGCUCGCACCAGCUGACCACGCAGCUCCGUGCACAGAUUGCCAUGUACGAGGCGGAGCUGGAGCGGGCGCACGGACAGAUGCUGGAGGAGAUGCAGUCCCUGGAGGAGGACAAGAACCGGGCCAUCGAAGAGGCCUUUGCCAGAGCCCAGGUGGAAAUGAAGGCCGUGCACGAGAACCUGGCAGGUGAGGCGGUCGCUGGAGCCCUGCCCGCCCCUGACCUCGCCGCGGCCCCUCCCACCCCGCCCGAGCCCUGCCCACCGCCCCCACUCCGCCGUGGCCCCUUCUACCCCGCCCGAGCCCUGCCCACCGCCCCCGGCUUCCCCCUGCUGCUGCAGGAGGCCCUCCGGAGUGUCAAGGCUGAAAUUGGCCAGGCCAUCGAGGAGGUCAACAGCAACAACCAGGAGCUGCUGCGCAAGUACCGCCGGGAGCUGCAGCUGCGCAAGAAGUGCCACAACGAGCUCGUGCGGCUGAAAGGGAACAUCCGGGUGAUUGCUCGUGUCCGGCCAGUCACCAAAGAGGAUGGGGAAGGCCCGGAGGCGACCAACGCAGUGACCUUCGACCCUGAUGACGACUCCAUCAUCCACCUGCUGCACAAGGGCAAGCCCGUGUCCUUUGAGCUGGACAAGGUCUUCUCGCCGUGGGCCUCGCAGCAGGACGUGUUCCAGGAGGUGCAGGCCCUGGUCACCUCCUGCAUCGACGGCUUCAACGUCUGCAUCUUCGCCUAUGGCCAGACGGGCGCUGGCAAGACGUACACCAUGGAGGGAACCCCCGAGAACCCUGGCAUCAACCAGCGGGCACUGCAGCUGCUCUUCUCCGAGGUGCAGGAGAAGGCGUCCGACUGGGAGUACAACAUCACCGUCAGCGCCGCCGAGAUCUACAACGAGGUCCUCAGGGACCUGCUGGGGAAGGAGCCUCAGGAGAAGCUGGAGAUCCGGCUGUGCCCAGAUGGCAGUGGGCAGCUGUAUGUGCCAGGACUGACCGAGUUCCGGGUGCAGAGUGUGGACGACAUCAACAAGGUGUUUGAGUUCGGCCACACCAACCGCACGACGGAGUUCACCAACCUGAAUGAGCACAGCUCCCGCUCGCACGCCCUGCUCAUCGUGACGGUGCGGGGCACGGACUGCAGCACGGGCCUGCGCACCACGGGGAAGCUGAACCUGGUGGACCUGGCUGGCUCAGAGCGCGUGGGCAAGUCGGGAGCCGAGGGCAGCCGCCUGCGGGAGGCGCAGCACAUCAACAAGUCGCUGUCGGCGCUGGGGGACGUCAUUGCCGCCCUGCGCUCGCGCCAGGGCCACGUGCCCUUCCGCAACUCCAAGCUCACCUACCUGCUGCAGGACUCGCUCAGCGGCGACAGCAAGACCCUCAUGGUGGUGCAGGUGUCCCCUGUGGAGAAAAACACCAGCGAGACGCUCUACUCGCUCAAGUUUGCCGAGCGGGUACGCUCUGUGGAGCUGGGCCCUGGGGCUCGGCGCACAGAGCUGGGGUCCUGGUCCAGCCAGGAGCAUCUGGAGUGGGAGCCAGCUUGCCAGGCACCGCAGCCCUCAGCACGUGCCCACUCAGCCCCCGGCUCAGGGACCACGAGCCGUGCGGGCUCCAUCCGAAGGAAGCUGCAGCCCUCGGGGAAGUCGAGGCCCUUGCCUGUGUGAUGGAUGGACAGCCGGCCGUGCUCGCCGGCUCGCAGGAGACAGGGACGUCCCGGCCCCUCGCAGAGCAAGAAGCAGCGGCUCGGGCUCACCAGUGGCGCGGACGGCGUGAGCUGCAAGGGUGGGCUGGCCAGCUGCCCCCAGGCCCGCGGGGUCUCCCAGAAGGCACCGAGGGGCUCCAGCCACGUGUACAUAGCAUUCCCGGGGCGCGGGGCCUCAGCUGCUCCCCCCGGCGCCUGGCAGCAGGCACUCCAGCGUUCCCACCUCUCCCCCUCUGAAGUCCUAUUUAAGAACUUUUGGAAGCGUAGCCAUUUUUACUUCUUAAAAUAAAAGCCUUUUUUUACACGA